UUGCUCCCGCUGUAUCUCCGGCACGUCUCUAAAAAUGUAUGCUCCAGAUGCAAGAUAGCUGGGGACUCAUGGCGAGACGAAGGGCGUCGCAGUUUCUUGCCAGCUACUGCUGCUCCCAAGAACCCGCGUCAAUCUCCGCUCCAGGCUUAUCUUAUACACAUGGUAAAGCUACAAGUAUGUACAAACCACCAUUAAAACUCUAUCGGAAGCUGAAUUCCCAGACAUCAUGUGAUAUAAUGCAAGCUCGCUAUAGUUUGGGAAGAACUUAUGGAAUCCAUCAGAGAUCAUUUACGUCUGCGGCCAUAAAUAUCCGGAGGAAUCCAUCAUUCUCAAAAUUAAAUUCUGAUGACAUUUGCUACUUCAAGAGUAUGUUAGGUGAUAAAAAUGUUGUUCAGGAUGAAGAUAGACUGUCAGCAGCAAAUGUGGAUUGGAUGCGGAAAUAUAAAGGUUCAAGCCAGCUUUUGCUCUUACCUAGAAACACUGAAGAGGUGUCUAAGAUUCUUCACUAUUGCAACUCCAGACGUUUGGCCAUUGUCCCCCAAGGUGGAAACACAGGUCUAGUAGGAGGAAGUGUUCCGGUUUAUGAUGAGGUUAUCAUAAGUCUUGCUUCAAUGGACAAGAUAAUUUCCCUCGACAAGGUCAAUGGUAUUCUAAUAUGUGAAGCUGGAUGUAUACUGGAGAACCUAAAUUCAUUCUUAGCAAAUGAAGGAUUUAUCAUGCCACUUGACUUGGGGGCAAAAGGAAGUUGUCAAAUUGGUGGAAAUGUUUCAACCAAUGCCGGCGGUUUACACUUUAUACGCUAUGGAUCACUUCAUGGGAACAUUCUUGGACUUGAAGUUGUACUAGCUGAUGGAACUGUUCUUGACAUGCUUGGGACUUUACGCAAAGAUAAUACAGGAUAUGAUUUGAAGCACUUAUUUAUUGGCAGUGAAGGUUCUUUGGGGAUUGUCACGAAGGUCUCAAUACUUAGCCCUCCUAAGCUAUUAUCAACAAAUCUUGCACUGCUUGCCUGUAAAGAUUUUUUAAGCUGUCAGAAAUUAUUACUGGAAGCCAAGAGGGAACUAGGUGAGGUUCUUUCUGCCUUUGAAUUUAUGGAUAGAGAUUCUAUGGAUAUGGUCUUAGCUCACUUGGAUGGAGCUCGCAAUCCAUUUCCAUCCUCAUUAUACGAUUUCUAUGUUCUUAUUGAGACCACUGGUAGUGACGAGUCAUAUGAUAAAGCAAAACUUGAAGCUGUUCUAUACGCUCAAAUGGAAGGUGGUCUUAUAUUAGAUGGUGCUAUAGCUCAAGAUAUUAACCAAGCAUCCUCAUUUGGCAAAUUCGUGAGGUUUGGUUUAUCAGAAGCAAUGGUGAAAGCAGGAGCAGUCUACAAGUAUGACUUAUCACUACCUGUUGAAAAUCUCUAUGAUAUUGUUGAAGAAUGCGUGCACGGCUUGGCGAGACAGUUAAGGUUAGUGGGGUAUGGCCAUUUGGGAGAUGGAAAUCUGCACUUAAAUAUCUCAACAACUCACUAUGACGAUAAUAUUCUUGCGCAAAUUGAACCUUUUGUCUAUGUGACCUCAACACAUAGAGGAAGUAUCAGUGCAGAACAUGGUUUAGGAUUGAUGAAGGCAGAUAAGAUUCAUUACAGCAAGUCCCCAGAAACUGUGCAACUAAUGGCAUCUAUCAAGAAGCUAUUGGACCCCAAUGGAAUAUAACCUUACAAAGUCCUCCCUCAAUCCCUGCUUCAAUAAUAUUCUUCAGUAAAAAUCUGUCUGAAAGAUUCUUGUUGGGUUCAUGCUGACUUUUCAAGAUAUAUGUUUAAUUAUGUGCUACCAGUGGUUACUGUCAUGUGUCAUCAAACAAAUGGUUCAUAAUACAAUGAUGAAAUUUUACAAAGUUUCACUACAUUUUAUGUAUAGGACUCUUGAUCAUUUCA
This is a messenger RNA of Phoenix dactylifera (date palm), 1915 nucleotides long. Lineage: Eukaryota; Viridiplantae; Streptophyta; Magnoliopsida; Arecales; Arecaceae. The record is from RefSeq and is a predicted model, not a curated record.